CGGUGUAUCUUAACUGUGGUAAGAAUUGAGCUUCCGGGGUGUGUUCAGCGUGAGCCAAAGAUUGUCAACGAGCAUACAAAGUGCCAUAAGUUACUAAACAUAUUUAGUGAUGGCAAAGAACACAGGAGCUAGUAAAUUUAGAAAGGUGGACGUAGACCAAUAUGACGAAGAAAGAUUUCAAGACGAUGAUACAGCCACAGAUACUGGAGAUCAAGGACCAAACGACACGGAAGUUAGCAACUUGUUAGCUCAAGGUAAACACCAGGAAGCCUUGUUACUUGUGUUGAACAGUGCUCCACUGGGUUCCAAAAGUCAAGCACUGAAGGAUCGAGCAGCAAACACAGUACUGCGGGUGUUGACAUCAUUCAAGUCUGCAGACGUGGAACGGGCCGUGAAGUCGUUGGAUAGCAAGAAUAUUGACACUCUAAUGAAAUAUAUUUACCGGGGAUUCGAGUCACCUUCUGAUGGUAGCAGUGCAGUAUUGCUGACCUGGCAUGAAAAGGUAUUUGCUGUUGGGGGACUUGGCAGCAUAGUGCGAGUGUUGACAGAUCGGAAAAGAGUAUGACAUUCUGGCAUUUAAACAGCCGAAGGAUUAAAACUGCAAUUCUUUGCCACUUUAAAAAAAGCCUCUGACGAUUCUGAAUGCUUAGUAAGUGCUGUGCAUUGAAAACUCUGGCAGGAACCAAGUCAAGAGGCAAAUGCCAUGUCUACGUUAUUCCUACAUUUUUAUCAAGACAAGUUUGUCUCCCUUUGCCUCCAUCUUAUUCACAAAAAUAAUGGAAAAUUUUUUUUGCAGCAGAUGACUAUUGAAGGAUAUGUUUCUGUGAUUGCCACUUUCAUCUGUAUGUCCUUUACUUAUUAGUGGAAAGUGUGUUCUCUAUUACCAGGAUUUUUGAUUACACUUUGUUUUAAAAUAAAGAUAGCGAAACAUGAGUAUUUCACCAGUCAACAGCAGUAAUUUAUUAAUUUUUUUAAUGGAUAAAUCUGUCAGAUCAUUGUUAUCCCUAUUUAUAUGAAGUAGACUGGUAAAAAUGAGUGGCAUUUUAAUUAGUAAGGCUAUAGCAUAUUUGUCAAGACCAUCAAGAAAUGACUCCUAUAUUAGAUUAUAUGUAAAGCAUAGCAACUAUGGAGUCAACAAUUAUCAAUGAAAGAAAUAUUUAUAUAACUGCUGUUAAUGUCAUCUUUGACUUGGCAUUGUUGUGUAAAUAUGUUGCAGCAUGUAGUCAUAUACCGUAAUAUUGCAUUAAGGCUUUAAAAUGCAGUGCCAACUUUUAGAAUCUACAAAACUUGUACAAGACUGGUUACCUUUGUGACUAUUAGACACUAAUAUUUGCAAUUCUGUAUGUUCAUCUAUAUGAGCUCAUUAGCUUUGCACCACCAUCUAAUUCUGCAUAUUGGGAUGAUCUGUUUUCAAAACUUAACAACUGAAAGUUUGAAGUGUCUGGAAUGAGCCUGCAAGAGUAUUCACUGGGUAAAAGCUCAUAUUCACUUGUUUAAUGUAUUGCUUUUAAUUUCAUAUACAUUUCAUCUCAAAUGGGAUGCUUAUGGAGUUUCUGUAUUCUGUUAUGCCAUGCUCAUGCUAGGGAAAUAAAAUUUAAAAUCCUCUAAAGUUUUAA
Molecule: messenger RNA, 1616 nt
Organism: Pomacea canaliculata
Lineage: Eukaryota; Metazoa; Mollusca; Gastropoda; Architaenioglossa; Ampullariidae
Product: actin-related protein 2/3 complex subunit 5-like
Exons: 4
Coding region: 110-565 (151 amino acids)
Biological process (GO): cell migration; regulation of actin filament polymerization; Arp2/3 complex-mediated actin nucleation
Cellular component (GO): actin cytoskeleton; Arp2/3 protein complex; cytoplasm
Molecular function (GO): actin filament binding
Source: RefSeq, a predicted model, not a curated record